CAUGGAGGGCACAGAUAGUUAUAAUUAUGAUGAAAUGGAUUUAGAUGAAUUAAUGUUACCUCCUCCUGCAUUGAUUCGAUAAAAUGCCUUCAUUCAAGAAGAAGAUGAGACUCCAUAAUUCAUACUUACAACUUAAACUGAAUGUACUUAUAAGGAGGAGGAAUGUCCCAUCUGUUUUUGCCCUCUUAAUGAGGAAAAUACUGUAAAAUUAUUGUGCGGACAUGUUCUAUGUUAAGAUGAUUUAAAUCAAAUGAUGUAAUCUUAGCAUUCAGAAACCCUAAAAUGCCAUAUCUGUAGAACUCUUUAGAUUGUAAAUUUAUCUUGUGUAUGUGUUAAAUGAUAUUGUUGGUACUCUUUUAAAAAUAUAUUUUCAAAUAAAAAUUAGAAAAAUUCAUCCAAAAGAUAUUUUAGAUCUCUAUUUAAAAUUUCCUUAUUAUCCAUUUAUAUUGAAAAUCAUAAAGAAUCUAAAGAAUGUCUCAAUACAAUCCAAUUUUAUCAGAGAGAUUAUUUAAAAAAUGGCAUUUUGUUAACUUUCUCAUUUCCAAUAUAGUCGUUAUAAUAUAUAUUUAUAAAUAUCAGUCCAAAAUAAAAUUAUUUCUGAACUAUUUUAAAAUUAGGGCUUUGGAUUAGAAACUUAUUCUAAAUAACAUAAAAAUACGUAAUACAAAUUUAAUUAUCUUUCUGAGUUAAUGAUUAAUCUAUUUUAAAAAAAAGAAAACCCAUUAAAACCUUAAUGA
Molecule: messenger RNA, 737 nt
Organism: Paramecium pentaurelia
Lineage: Eukaryota; Ciliophora; Oligohymenophorea; Peniculida; Parameciidae
Source: the annotation of a GenBank genome assembly